Exophiala dermatitidis NIH/UT8656 is the source of this 1251-nucleotide messenger RNA. RefSeq lists its product as uncharacterized. Gene Ontology annotation, molecular function: NAD binding; oxidoreductase activity, acting on the CH-OH group of donors, NAD or NADP as acceptor. The record is from RefSeq and is a predicted model, not a curated record. The transcript has a single exon. Lineage: Eukaryota; Fungi; Ascomycota; Eurotiomycetes; Chaetothyriales; Herpotrichiellaceae. The coding region runs from base 123 to 1121 and encodes 332 amino acids.
UAAACAGUGGCUUUUCAUGACUUCAAGUCAACUUGACUACAGACUUUGUUACAGAAUUUACUAUAGUAUAUCUUCCAUUUGCUCAUACACUAUCGCCAGGCUCAUCUCGCCCUAGAACGAAAAUGAAAGUCGUCGUAUUCAGCACCCAUGACUACGAUCAAGUAUCGCUAGAGAGCGCGAACCGGCAACAAGGUUUCAACAUUGAGUUCGACUUCCACGAUGUGAUCCUCAACGAGAAGACUGCUGUCUUGGCUACCGGGUGCGAUGCAGUAUGCGUGUUUGUGAAUGAUCAAGUUGACGCACCGGUAUUGGAAAAGUUGGCGAAAGCGGGAAUCAAAUUAGUUACACUGCGCUGUGCUGGGUACAACAAUGUCGACACUAAGGCUGCGACCAGCCUUGGGAUCACCGUGCUCCGAGUUCCAGCUUAUUCUCCAUAUUCAGUCGCCGAGUUCACUGUCGGCCUGCUUCUGGCCCUUGACCGCAAACUAUGUCGCGCGUGGCUUCGCAUUCGCCUGGACAAUUUCUCUCUCGACGGACUCCUGGGACGUGACCUGCACGGCAAGGUGGUUGGAAUCCUAGGGACCGGACGUAUUGGCAGUCUAGUGGCAAAGGCUUUCAAACUUGGGUUCGGAUGUGAUGUGAUUGCAAGUGACGUUGUCCACAACAACCACCUGGAAUCUCUCGGUGUUCGAUAUGUUGAUCGUCGAGAACUCUUCUCCACGUCCGACAUCCUUUGCCUACACUGUCCGCUCAGUCCCGAGACACACCAUAUUGUCAAUGCCGAGACUCUGUCCUGGGCCAAGCCGGGGUUACUUCUUGUGAAUACCAGCCGAGGAGGCUUGAUCGACACCACAGCCCUUAUUGCUGCGCUCCAGAAUGGUGCCAUCGCCGGCUGCGCAAUUGACGUCUAUGAGGAGGAAUCGAGCCUAUUCUUCCGCAACUUGUCAAGUACAGUGGUUCAGGAUGAUACAUUCCAGCGCCUGAUCACUUUUCCAAACGUCUUGGUGACGGGACAUCAGGCGUUCUUUACCCAAGAAGCCUUAAGCGCCAUUGCUCAGACCACUUUGCAGAAUAUCGUCGACUUUGCCGGGGGUAAACCAAAUCCCGACAUGAAGGUGUAGUAGAUACCGGCAAAUGUACAUAGCAUACUAUUACAGGACAAUCUCGAGCAGAAUCAAGGCUAGAUUAGUGGUGCCUCUUUCUCCCCGCUAGAGGGCAUACUAAGACUUCCCAACAAGCAAGAUCUACUCG